Exophiala mesophila is the source of this 1587-nucleotide messenger RNA. RefSeq lists its product as uncharacterized. Lineage: Eukaryota; Fungi; Ascomycota; Eurotiomycetes; Chaetothyriales; Herpotrichiellaceae. Gene Ontology annotation, biological process: ammonium transmembrane transport. The transcript has 4 exons. Bases 14 to 1372 code for a protein of 452 amino acids. Gene Ontology annotation, molecular function: ammonium channel activity. Gene Ontology annotation, cellular component: plasma membrane. The record is from RefSeq and is a predicted model, not a curated record.
CCCGCAUUACGCGAUGAUUUCAGACGUCCAGAAGGCCUGGGAGGCCUGCGACCGCAUUGACACUCUCUUUAUCCUUGUCUGUACUGUUUUUUGUUGGCCAAUCAUCCCUGCAGUUGGCCUUGGAUACUCGGGAUACUCGACUCGUCGCAGUGGUUUGGCAUCCUUUAUUCCUGCUGUGUUGACAGUUUGUGUUUGCUCGAUUCAAUGGUUCAUCAUUGGAUAUACUCUGGCUUAUGGUAAUGGAGCUGGAGUCAUUGGCGAUCUCAGCUAUGCAUUUCACCGUGGCGUUCUGGCAGAGCCGGUCGGAACUAUUCCCGCCAUCCUUUUCAGCGAGUUCCAGUUGGUAUUUGAAGCGACUGUUUGCGCUAUUGCCGUAGGAGGGGCCUGUGAACGAGGUCGUAUCCUCCCGUUGAUUCCAUUCAUAUUUCUAUGGGCCACCUUCAUAUACUGUCCCUUGGCACAUAUGGUCUGGGGAGGCGGCUGGUUGUCAGAACUGGGAGUUCUUGACUUUGCCGGUGGCACUCCUGUCCACAUCUGUAGCGGUGCAACAGCGAGUGCUCUCAGCCUGUAUCUGUCAUAUCCCAUCUUCAGGUCCAAGAAAUCCGAUAUUCGCACGCCAUCACACCUCAAAUUGCACCGGCCACAUAACUCCAUGUGUCAACUGCUGGCAAUGAUCAUAAUAUGGGGGUCUUGGUUAGCUUUCGAUGCCGGAACGACGCUCACGCUGACCUUCCAAUCUGUCAAUGCUCUCUGCGUGACAAACCUCUGCGCUUCAGCAGGUGCCAUCACCUGGGCUUCGAUCACUUACCUGGAGAGUGGGGUGUGGUCACUCGACUCUAUUUUCAUGGGUGCCAUCGCGGGCCUGGUCAUGAUUACACCCGCUGCUGGAUUCAUCGAUCUAACAACAUCCUUUUUCUUUGGGAUUGCCGGGGCCGUCAUUUGUCGACAGGCGCUCCGAAUCAAAUUCACCGAUUUCGCCCGACGUUGGAAGUGGGUUGACAAUGGAGAUACUUUUGCAACUCACUGUGUCGGGGGCUUUCUCGGCACCAUUGGCACUGGAUUGUUUGCACAAAAGGCUGUUGCAGCCUAUGGUGGUGUCGAAGUCGACGGUGGUGUAUUCUUUGAUGGCAAUAUUCGACAACUUGGAGUUCAGGUGGUCGAAGCCCUGAUCGGCUUUACAUGGUCCUUUGUUGGGUCCUUUGUCAUCAUUGCCUUGAUCGAUUGCGUUCCAGGACUUGAAGUUCUAGCGACUGAUAAGGAAGUGACAAUGGGCAUGGAUGCAUCCCAAAUGGACGAAAGUCUCUACGAAGCACAGUGGGCUGGUGAGGAAGACUACAAGCCAUUGGCCAACGGCAGCAUUGUUCUUGAUUGAGUUUUACCGCCGCGAUGAACGGCUUGCGAAUGGAUAGAAUGAAGGCUCUAAAGCAUUUCCUGAAGUGAGUGGAGAGUUCGUACACGCAUCUCUCAAGAUUGACGCAAAUCAAAGUGUUUUCAUAGAAUCGAGACAUGUAACUAGACAUAUUAGAGACGAGCAAUCCUACUUAGAAGUAAUAGCAAGGUUUAUUAACACGAGGUCGGAUAUUUUCG